UCUUUUCUGUUUCGUUUCCGCUCCGUGCCGUGAGAGACGGUUCCCCUCCACGCUCCUCCCCUGACCAGCGGUGGGGGUGUCAUAGCGAUCCAAUGAGGCGCCUCCGGGCCUCUCCGAACAUGUGUCCCCUGGAGGCUAAUUAGGUUUAGGGCACUCAUGUUACCGCUUGCCUUCUUGUGCCAAGGGGGGGGAUAGAAGACAGAAGGGGAGUUUGUGUGGUUGGAGGAUGGCCCGGGGAGGGGAGGGGGUAGAGACCUUGAGAAGCAGCAGCUUUUAAGUUUCGGGGACGACGCUGAAGAUUGUUGAUUUUUUUUUCUGUCCAGUGAGGAAGACAUCGCAAGGACGUUCUUUGCAUGAAAAGUGAAAUCAAGGGGGAAGUUUGGAGGUGAGGUAGAUAAGGGUUAGGGUUAGAGGGAGGUGCGGCUGAGGUUAGAGUAGGAAAUAUGACAGCACUUGAACAUUGGCCCAGACGUGGAGCGCUCGGCGAUGUCUUCCCCAGCUGAAAUGAGAGAAGGAAAGCAAGCAGCAAUGGGUCAAGGGAUGUCCUUUCUGAUCGUCCUGCUCUGCUUUGCCACCCUGCUGUUCACCGUCACCUGGUACAUGAUUGAUGACGGAAGUCCGGUGGGUGCUUACAAACCACCACGUCAGAAGAAAAGUCCGCCUAAGCCCUCCGCGCUUUGUAAAGGCUGCAAGGAACUGAUUGAUAAUGUGUUGAAGCGUCACUCUACAAUCUGGAAGAAGAACGAGACCAACUACCGAGCGUUUACCUCCAGGCUGAGCAGAUCAUGUCGAGGCUACGAGAUGGCCAUCGUCACGCAGGCAAACAUGCCUGUCGGAACCAAGAUUCAAUACGAUGGCGAAAAAAACAAAAUCCUGCAGGUGACGCCAAGCAUCUUUAAGACCUUCGUAAAGGAGCAUCCGUUCGCCAACAGGUCAUUCGACACGUGCGCCGUGGUGGGCAACGGAGGCGUCUUGAUGGACAGUGGCUGUGGGAAAACCAUCGACUCGGCCCAGUACGUGAUGCGGUGCAAUCUACCGCCUUUGAACGAUGAAUACAGCCAACACGUGGGUGUCAAGACUGACCUCGUCACGGCCAACCCGAGCAUCCUGAAAGAAAAGUACGAUUCUCUGGUGGGACGACGGCGGAGUUUUGCGGAGAGACUCCAGUACUACGGCAAGGCCUUGAUCCUCCUUCCCGCCUUCUCCUUCAGUGGCAACACAGGUCUGUCAUUGAGGGCGGCCUACACCAUGGACGACUUUGACAGCAACACUCAGGCCGUCUUCUUCAACCCGGAAUAUCUACGGAACCUAUCCAGCUUCUGGAACAGCAACGGCCUCAAGUCCCGCCGGCUCAGCACGGGCAUCAUGAUGGCCAGCUUGGCUCUGGAAGCCUGCUCCAACGUGCACCUGUACGGCUUCUGGCCCUUCAGCAACCACCCGCAUGGCCUUUACACACUGACUAAUCAUUACUACGACGACAAGAAGGUCAACGCCAAGUUCCACGCCAUGCCCGUUGAGUUUGAAAUGCUGCUGAAGCUGCACAGCCAGGGCGUCCUCAAGCUUCACCUCGGGGAUUGUCCAACCGAUAAAAAGCCGUGACUCAUUUGCACUGGAGAAAACACUGAAGACUUUUCAAAUUGGAAGGAUGAGCUACUGUUUUUAAAAGCCACAUUGAGGCAUUUGAAGGAUCUCACAAAGUGCAAUUAGAUUGUUUUUUUUUUUUCAAAAGGAACGAGAAUUCUGUCAUCCCUUCAUGGAAAGAGUCUUCCAGAUCUUCUCAUCCAGGAAUUGUCAGAUGCUCGUUGUUUUUUUUAAUGCAGAUUUUACUCAAUUGACUUGGGGGACACAACUGUGAAUUGAGCAUUUUGGGUGAGAAUUACCGUUUUUUUUCAUGUAUAAUGCACCCCCAUGUAUAAUACGCACCCUAAAUAUGGCAUGUCUAUGCUGGAAAAAAGCCUGUACCCAUGUAUAAUACGCACCCAAAUUUUGACUCCUACUUAAAUCCGUAAAUGUAAAAUUAUUUCAGAAAAAAUAUCAUCUUUGGGAACAACCGGAUGUUAUUCUGCCGGUUAGUAUCACUGCGCAUGCGCUAGCAAACUCGAUAGCGAAGAAAUAUUUCGGAUUUGUGUAAGGUACAUUGUGACAGCAAACGAGCAGGUGAUCGAGCAAGCGUCUGAUACCAGAGCAUUGUGUUCGUAUGGAGCGUGUUUGAAGUGAACAGCAGAGAAGAAAGCGCAUCUGUAAUGGCGGCCUCUGUAUCAUAUCCGGAUUUAAAAAAAAAAUAAGAAAAAAAAAAUAUAUAUAUUUUUUUCUUUUUGUACCCAUGUAUAAUGCGCACCCCAGAUUUUAGCACAAUAAAUUAGUUAAAUUUUGCGCAUUAUACAUGGAAAAAAACGGUAGGGGCUUUUAUUGUUCUUUCGGAUGGUUCCUAUCAUUUGCUCACAUUGGUUGUUGUUCAUGUUGAACCCGCACAGACUGGAGGUACUUGUUGGGAACAUUAAUAAGCCAGAAAUGAGCCAAAGCGCUGUUCAGUGCUGACGCAUAAGAAGCAAACGUUUGCUAGAUGCACUGAGAAGAAGACAUUGUUUUUUUGAAGGCAACUUCCUUGGAGGUUAACAUGUUAUUGCCUGAUUAGCAUCAGAAUAAAAAUAUAUCAAUGUUGAAAAUAAAAGCUUUGCUGUUAACUGUUUAUAGUAUCGGCAAAUAAAACUCUAGCAAAAAAAGAACAAAA
Messenger RNA from Syngnathus typhle (broad-nosed pipefish), 2731 nucleotides. Its product is annotated as alpha-2,8-sialyltransferase 8E-like. The record is from RefSeq and is a predicted model, not a curated record. The transcript is spliced from 6 exons. Gene Ontology annotation, biological process: N-glycan processing; oligosaccharide metabolic process. NCBI's taxonomy places the organism in Eukaryota, Metazoa, Chordata, Actinopteri, Syngnathiformes, Syngnathidae. Bases 487 to 1599 code for a protein of 370 amino acids. Gene Ontology annotation, molecular function: alpha-N-acetylneuraminate alpha-2,8-sialyltransferase activity.